Molecule: messenger RNA, 753 nt
Organism: Quercus robur (English oak)
Lineage: Eukaryota; Viridiplantae; Streptophyta; Magnoliopsida; Fagales; Fagaceae
Exons: 2
Coding region: 1-753 (250 amino acids)
Source: RefSeq, a predicted model, not a curated record
AUGGUAGAAAUGCUCCUGAAAGCACAGAAGUACAUGAACGUUGAAGACGCUUUAGCGGCCAUAAAGGAUGCAAAGAAGCCAGGAGACAAGGAAAAGAGAGAAGACGACCGUAGGGGGCAAAAGAGAGAGCGACCGGACCGUCGGAACAAUGACGGGAAUAGGAGGAAGGAUGAUAAAAAUUCUCGGACGAUCAAGGACGAGCAUUACCUCAAAUGGCCAAGACCAUUGCACUCAUCCCCCAAUGUCCGCGACAAGAACAAGUACUGCCGAUUCCACAAAGAUCACGGCCACAACACAGAAGAAUGUAGAGACCUAAAGGAGCGGAUAGAGGAGUUGAUACGUAAAGGGAAGUUACAGAAAUAUGUGAAGAACGGAGAAUAUAGUAAAUUUAAGGACGAUAAUAAAGGCCAGCAUGAAUCCUUUUCCCGGGAUGACGACCGUCUGUCCCAACCUCCGCACAAAGUGAUCGGGGAGAUAAAGACAAUUACAGGAGGGCCAUUUUCGGGAGGAUCGUUUAAAUCACUCAAGAAGGCAUACCAGAGGCAGGUAAACAGUGUCUACACCGUACCUCCGUCUAAGCACAGACGAACAUACCAGGAUAUGUCCUUCAAUGAAGGAGACGCCAUGGGAGUGAAGCAGCCCCACAACGAUCCCUUGGUCAUAAUGCUGAAUAUAGAAAGGUUCAAUACCAAGAGGAUCCUCGUCAACAAUGGCAGCUCCGCAGACAUCAUCUACCUCUCAGCCUUCCAGUAG